AAAUGACAACCGUUUUCUAACCUUCUUUUCUUGUUUACCUAUUUUGAAAUUCAAAAGGCAAACAUAUUAGCAAUAUUAGUUCUAGUUGGUGUUAUUACUUAUAAUAUACCUGUUGCCAGGACGUUUUACAUUAAUUUUUUAUCUUAAGUUAGGAAUAGUGUAUAUAGUAGUUACAUAGUGUUAGCACAGUGUUAGUAAUCAUUAUGGUUAGUUGUGCAUCUUGUGGUUGUACUAUGACCCAGAAAAGUAAGAAUGAAGGAAUUACGUUUCAUAGUUUUCCAAAAGAUUGUCGCAGAAGAUUGUGGAUUGAAUUCCUAAGAAAGCCAGACUGGUUACCAAAACCAUCAAGUGUUCUGUGUUCACACCAUUUCGCCCAGGACUGCUUUGAUAGAAUGUCUAAACUGAAAGUAAGACUACAAGCAACUGCUGUCCCUACAGUGGAAGUGACUAGAUUGAAAUAUGUUCGAUCAAAUUAUCCAACUUUAUAUUCAACGGCAAAUGAAAAUUCCAGUCAGUCAACAAGCAGUUGUUUAUUGAAAACAAAUUUAACUUUGUCCUCAACUGCAAAUGAUGUGUUUAGUCCACCAACAAGCAGAAGUGUAUUGAAGAAAUAUGUAUUAUUAACUCCAAAGAAAGAGACCAACGAAACUACUACACUAGAAGCUAGCGAUGGGCCAAUAAGCAGAAAUUUAUUGAAGAAAAAUCUAUUACUAACUCCAAAGAUAGAAACAAGUGAAUCCACUACAAUAGAAGCUAGCAAUGCAUCAACCAGCAGAAGUUUAUUGAAGAAGAAUUUAUUACUAACCCCAAAGAAAGAGACAAACAAAACGACUACAAUAGAUGUUAGCGAUGGGUAAAAAAGCAGAAGUUUAUUGAAGAAGAAUGUAUUACUAACUCCAAAGAAAGAGACAAACGGAACCACUACAAUAGAAGCUAGCGAUACGUCAAUAAGCAGCAGUUUAUUGAAGAAAAUUGUAUUACGAACUCCAAACAAAAAGACAAACGAAAACACUACAAUAGAAGGUAGUGGCCAACCUCGGCAGGUAUUCACAACUCCACCGAAAAAUAUAUGCACUGCGAUAAACGCUGAUGAUACACCUCAAACGAUAUUUUUAAAAAGGCAACUAAGUAUUCAGUUUUCAGAAAAUCUUUUAAAAAAGAAGAAAAUUAGAUCGCUUCAAAACACGGUGUUGUAUCAGAAGAAACAAAUAAAAAACUUAAAAAGUGUAAUAUCAACUUUGAAGAAACAAAGUAUCAAAUGAAGAUGAAUCGCAACUGAUCUACUGGAAGAUUUGUUGAAGACCAUGUGAAGAUGGCAUCGACAUCCUCAAAUAUGACAACAUCGUCAUCAAUACCGCAAAAAACAGGAUCAAUAUGAAUGAGGAAGAUAGGAAGGUGAUAAAAUCGAGGUUGGAAAAAUAGAAAUUCGUCAAAUGGAAAAAAGCGUCAAUCAAAUAUAUCAAAAUCUGCAGACCUUCUCGAUACUGUCAGACCAACUACUGACAGUGGCAGAAAAAAAAGUCCGCUGGUUCGGAGACGACUAUAAAAAAAAUAGAGAUGGACCUUCAGAUAGCUAUUUCAAAAAAAAAUGAUUAUGAUAUAAGCAAUCUAAAAAAAAUAAUUAAAUAAAAUCAAUAAUAGUAGAUAAUAAACAAAUACACAUUUCUAA
This is a messenger RNA of Diabrotica virgifera virgifera (western corn rootworm), 1669 nucleotides long. RefSeq names its product THAP domain-containing protein 2. The transcript is spliced from 3 exons. The record is from RefSeq and is a predicted model, not a curated record. Lineage: Eukaryota; Metazoa; Arthropoda; Insecta; Coleoptera; Chrysomelidae. Gene Ontology annotation, molecular function: sequence-specific DNA binding. Bases 204 to 857 code for a protein of 217 amino acids.